CAACCACUCUGGGAUGUCAACGUAACGGUACCCAUGCGGUUGGGCGAGGACGAGUUUGCAUUGUACGGCUUGAUAGCCGCCAACUACACCAGUGGGAAGGCGGUCCGAGGAAACGCAACCGUUCAAAUCACCUUGCGCGAAUCCACGGCUGACAAGUGGUCAAGGCCCCCUCGGGUGGCGAUCCAAAAAAGUAUACUUGAAGUGAGUUUGUCCGAAUGA
Messenger RNA from Protopolystoma xenopodis, 219 nucleotides. The record is from the annotation of a GenBank genome assembly. Lineage: Eukaryota; Metazoa; Platyhelminthes; Monogenea; Polystomatidea; Polystomatidae.